Messenger RNA from Trypanosoma brucei brucei TREU927, 2331 nucleotides. RefSeq lists its product as hypothetical. Gene Ontology annotation, molecular function: sulfur dioxygenase activity. Gene Ontology annotation, biological process: hydrogen sulfide metabolic process; glutathione metabolic process. The record is from RefSeq and is a predicted model, not a curated record. The transcript has a single exon. Bases 1 to 2331 code for a protein of 776 amino acids. NCBI's taxonomy places the organism in Eukaryota, Euglenozoa, Kinetoplastea, Trypanosomatida, Trypanosomatidae.
AUGGUUUCUGAAGCGGGGAGGGCGAACGGCUCCCGGUUUAAGCCGGUACUGUUAGAGGUGGCGGGAGCACUUGUCGACAAUCGUUGCGCUGAUGUGACGCGGCGCCUCCGGCAGUACCGCAAUCGCUACGCCCCAAUAUUGCGACUGGUUACCACGCUUAUUGCCCCAGUUAUGGAGGAAAGCCAGCUGUUUGGCGAUGAUGACUCGUGCGUGGAGUCGGCGGCCGUCGCUGAUGACGGAAGGUUGAAGGAAGGAGUGACUGAGAUGGCAGGAGCAACAGCAGUUGUGGGGGGCGACGGUGCGUUGCGCGGCAGAAAUGGCGGGGUCAAGCGAGGACGAGGUGAGCCGCUCAUAACCGCUCCGCGUUGUGCGGUUGUCGCUGAGAAACGAAUAAUUGUCGUGCACCGCCUACACGACAAGGAGGUCCCUGACGCUGUAGAAAAACUUGAGAGGUUUAUGUCCUAUCACUUUCUUCCACUGGCGUUACUGCACAACUGCCAACCGAAUAUUUCACCUGACGAUGUACCAUUCGUGCUUCGUCACUAUGUGCACGAAGCCACACGUACAGCAUCCUUCCUUGUGGCGGAUCUUUCCAAGCGAGCGGCUGCCAUUAUUGACCCCCAGGUGGAUGUUUCAUGCUACGAGGAGGAUCUGGCCUUUCUGCAGGUUCAGUUGGUCGGAAUUGUACUCACUCACUGCUUCGUCGAUAUUGCUAUGGGGCACGCGGCUCUACUUGAGCAUCACCCAACCGCAAAGUUACUGAGCGGUACGCCUUUUGUGUCGACGGGGUACGGUUGCUCUGACGGGUUGUCACUCCAUUUAAGUUCACGCCUACACUUGCGGUGCAUAUCGGUUCCUUCUUUUUCACCGGAGUGUCUUGUCGUUGAACUUCACCUGGAUGCACAGUUGCUCGCCCUCUUCACGGGCACUGUGAUGGGGACAGAUGCUGUGCCUCGUUACGAAUUCUUCGGUGAUUUUCCACUUCCCCUCGAGCCUCAAGGGGAUCUCCAACACACAAGCGCAAUGCCGGCCCCUGAGGUGGCACGGCGCUUUCUCAGGGAGCGAGUUUGGGAUGCGUAUUUCUUUCCUGAUCCUGCCGCGGGUCAUGUGCAGCCAUGGGAUCACGUUGUUGUCUUCCCUUCGCACGGAGGUUACAGUAAUGUUACGCACCAGUUGGAUCUUUACUGGGCCGUACAUAUCGGGGAUAUGAAGAGGAUGAAACACUCUCGCACGGUAAUGGACAAAAUCUUAGACCCUGAGAAAUAUGCCCAGCACAUGCUUGAUCGCCCGCGGUUACCAAAGCCGUUGUUGGUCUCGCAUGUUCGAGAAUGGAAUUUACUUUCUGUUCCAUCUGCAUUUGGUGGAAGCGGGGAGGGACUCCUAAGGCGCCGUCUGUUACCGCCACCGGCUUGCGCCCUUACCUCCCCUUGCCCGGGUCCUGUUGUUGUGGACAUACGCAGUGCAGCGGAUCACGUGACAAUGCAUUUAAAGGGGUCUGUAAACGUUCCCAUGACCUUUCCUGCUGCAGCUUACGGUGUGAAGAAGGCGGAGCUGUGGUUGCAGUGCAUGUUGAAGCCCCUCCAGCCAGUAGUUGUUGUCUGUGCAAACGAGAGGCAGUGCCACUUGGCGCGUCAACGUCUGGAGCUGAUUUCACCAGGUGCCUCCGUUGAAACCUUCACUUUGCAGGAGCUGUGCCCUCCUUGUGGCGUCCACGCGGUGGACGGGCAGGAAAAGGAGGUAUUUAACCGUGUGGACGUAACAACAAGUCUUCCGGCGACCGUUGACUCACGGCAUCUACCGCGACACCUCACAUGGGUAUUCGAUUCAACCGCUUCUGCGCAGUCGCGGCUUGACUGCUAUCAGAAAUUGCAGUUCAUCGAACCAGCAGAGGACACGCUUGUCUUGGACUGCCGGACUCCUUACGAGUUCAGGAAUGGUUCGCACACGCGUAGCGUGUUUCUUUCCUUGGGAGACCUGUGCCACAUAACUGCCCUGGAUUUAGUAGCGCAGCAACUGACACCAGAGGCAGACGUGCAUUGUGGCGGCUGGCCUUCCCCUGAGCUUGGACGCAUUAUACUUGAUAGAAUGUACGAAGCCGCGCUUGCAUCCGGUCUCAAGUGCCGGCCAGGAUGUCGGGGGAUUCGCAAGAUCGUUGUUUAUUGCGCCACAGGUUAUCGAUCGCUCAUUGCAGCCUCGCUCAUGAGGAGAGCCUUCGAAGCUGCUUCGCUAGACAUUGUGGUGUACGAUGUGGCGGGCGGGGCUCUUCAGGUGAUGCAACAACGUCCUGAUCUUUGGACUGUGAAGGAUCGUUCUAUCAUAUGCAUUAGCUGA